Trichoderma atroviride IMI 206040 is the source of this 732-nucleotide messenger RNA. RefSeq lists its product as uncharacterized. Gene Ontology annotation, molecular function: SNARE binding; SNAP receptor activity. Gene Ontology annotation, biological process: vesicle fusion; endoplasmic reticulum to Golgi vesicle-mediated transport. NCBI's taxonomy places the organism in Eukaryota, Fungi, Ascomycota, Sordariomycetes, Hypocreales, Hypocreaceae. The record is from RefSeq and is a predicted model, not a curated record. Gene Ontology annotation, cellular component: Golgi apparatus; ER to Golgi transport vesicle membrane; late endosome membrane.
AUGAACGUCGCAUACAAUACGGUGCUGCGGCAGAGCAAGGCCAUCCGCAGUGACCUCUCCAACAUCCAGGCCAAGAAUCCACCCACGCCCGCCGAGAUUGGCAGCGUCUCAGUGUCCCUGACAUCAUUCGCAAAGUCGCUCGACGAAUACCACAACCUCGCGCGCCAGGAAAUCGUCCCGAAGAAGCAAGAGGAGGCGCUUGAGCGGGUCAAGAAAUUCCGCGAGGAGCUCUCCCACUUCCGCGGCGACCUCGAUGGGCUGAAGAAGGCGCGAGAGGACGCGCAGCACAACCACAACCGAUCAGAGCUGCUGGGGAGAAGACCGUACAAUGCCACGCCAGAAAACCCAUAUGCCAAUGCUCCCGCAACGGCGACGCAGUCCACCUUUCAGCCUCGGCACCACAGCUCAAACAGCACUUCGAUGACGACUGGCGCUGGCGACGAGUUCCGCGAGGCGCAUGCUUUCCGAGAACAAAACUUUUUCAGUAAUACCAAUCACGCCUUGGACGAUUUCAUCACCAGAGGACAGGCUGUGCUGGGGGACUUGGGCCAGCAGCGAGAAACGCUGAAGAACACGCAGAAGCGGCUGUACGGCGUGGCCAAUACCCUGGGCAUUAGCGGCGAUACAAUUCGCAUGGUCGAGCGCCGUGCCCGAGAGGACAAGUGGAUAUUCAUCGCAGGAGUGAUUGUAUUUUUCUUUUUCUGCUGGCUAGUUCUUCACUAUUUACGGUAA